Messenger RNA from Anthostomella pinea, 255 nucleotides. Lineage: Eukaryota; Fungi; Ascomycota; Sordariomycetes; Xylariales; Xylariaceae. The record is from the annotation of a GenBank genome assembly.
AUGACCAUGAGCACGGGUUUUGGUGUGUGCCUUCGCUACCUGAACACGCUAGGCCUGGUCGAAGACAUGAACAGGAAGGUGGCAGUGCCCUCCCAAGAUGAUAUCCGCCGGAUACUGGGAGUGGGAAAGUUGUCGGCCGUCUUUGCUCCACACUCUCCCAUUGCAGCCCAAUGGUCCGCGGAUUCCACCAUGUCCGGAGGCAUACGGGAAACCUCGUUGCCGCUCUUGACAUUGGGUCUGAUUGCUUCAGUGUAA